Lentinula edodes (shiitake mushroom) is the source of this 1965-nucleotide messenger RNA. RefSeq lists its product as uncharacterized. Lineage: Eukaryota; Fungi; Basidiomycota; Agaricomycetes; Agaricales; Omphalotaceae. Bases 213 to 1835 code for a protein of 540 amino acids. The record is from RefSeq and is a predicted model, not a curated record. The transcript has 2 exons.
CCCAUCGGAGAAUCAUCCAUUACAAGUGGCGAUCCCUCGCCCACGAGGCCUGGCCUAAAAAUCAUUGCUCCAUUACUCUGUGUAAUAACUGCGGCGAUUCUUUCGAAUUGGACAGGGACCUGCGCGAGGUCGACUACACCGAGAUCUUACGCUGUAUACGAACAGGACAUUAUCCGUUUGGACAGGAAUCUACUGAACCAUACACCAAAUUGAUGGAUGCAACCCGGGACUAUGUUGAGCGGUGUGAUUCGGUGCUUGGACGGUUAGAUGCGAUGCGGAUAGCCGUAGAAGAACAGCGCGAUCAUCUUCUGCUGCUCAGCCGAACCGUCGAUAGCAUAAUCUCACCCAUCUAUAAACUUCCCUUGGAGAUCCUCGGCGAAAUCUUCACCAAUAUAUGUUGUGGCGAUAUAGGUGUCAACGGCUUGUCAGGGGAAGGCAAAAGGCGAUACCCCACAUUGGACCUCAGUCGGGUGUGUAGUAAAUGGCGUAACAUGGUCAUUUCUAUGCCAGUGCUGUGGACCUCCCUUGGAAUCGAUAGGUAUUGUUCAUUAACUGCUGCUUAUUCGUUUUUCAAACGUUUCCUUGGACGUUCUUCCUUUCACCCCGUCGACUUCACAAUCAAUUACGAGGAUGCAUAUCCAUAUCAAUAUCCGCAUGAAGCCCCCAUAUUUCCUCUACUUGAGAGUAACUGUGGGCGAUGGAGGCAUGUUUGCGUUCGCGCUUCCUCAACUCUCAUAGAGGCACUUAUGCAGCCAGUAAUCAAUAGCGGCAAAGAAUUGUCUCGAUUAGAAUCUCUUUCCCUUGACCCACGAUUUGAUGAUGAAGGCUUGCUUGAUUUCCCAGUGGACUGUCCCAACCUUCGAGCGCUGAAACUUGUUGGGCCCAGUUUGGAUCUAAAAUUCCCUCGACCCACAAUCACUUCUCUCAAGCUCGCAGAAAUGUCUCCCAGUGAGAUGGCAAGAGUCGUCGCCAACUGUCCAAAUGCUCAGGCUCUCAAAAUAAAACAACUAACAUCCCUUGAUACGAGUCUCUCGCCUGUCUAUACCAAAUGCAACGCAAAAACGCUCAUUCUCAAUGUUGGUUAUUCCCGGGCUGGGGUUGCCCCAGAUUCGAUGAUGAAAUUCGUAGAUCUUCUUAUUCUCCCCGAACUGAAUCAUAUCAUACUAUCAGAUCCACGGGGUGCUCUAGAAUCACGUCAUGUCAAGUCUCUUUGCAAUAAUAUGAUUGAACACGGUUACCCACACUUGACCCACCUUACUCUCGACCGUACCUUCCUCACUGCGGAACAGCUGUUGCAACUUUUCCUCUCUAUGUCUUCGAUCACAUACUUAAAAACUUGGAAAACUGCUGUUAAUUUGGCCUUGAAGCUCUUGAUCGCUCCUGGAUAUCGUGAUCAACCAGGACAGCACAUAGGCAAUAAUGAAGGGAGAAAAGAGAGGGAAAAUGUGUUUGAAGGUUAUAACUCGAAUGACGACGAAUCGGAAGACGGCGUAGACGCCAUCGAGGUGCCUGAAGGAAAGUGCUUGCUCCCUAAAUUGCAGAAUCUUGAACUCGUGCUUCCAUAUCGUCUUCGCGGUAACUUGCUACUUGCAUUCCUGCGUUCAAGAUGGAAACCUUUGCCGCAGAUGGAAGUAUCCUCACCAACUCUCACUGAAGAUCCUCAGGGUCUAAGUGAUAUUGACCAGAAAACCUGCGUCAGCCUACAAAAGCUUUGCUUACGAUACACAUAUCUCGACGAGGAGCGUGAUCUUGAAAAGCUACAGAUACUGCAGCGAAGCCUAGACCCAUUCCGAAGCGAGGGGAUGGAUAUAGAGGUUCUUAGUGAAAUUAGAUAGAAUCGUUGUAUGAGCAAUAUGUAUUCAAGAGCUACGGAAGAUUUUGCGAAUGUUUAAGCAGGAUGGAACGGACAUAGAUGUUCGUAGAAUGUCCUUAGAGAGAUACUUUUAUUCACGAAAAUUAAAAAAA